Molecule: messenger RNA, 3675 nt
Organism: Penicillium verhagenii
Lineage: Eukaryota; Fungi; Ascomycota; Eurotiomycetes; Eurotiales; Aspergillaceae
Product: putative spindle-pole body protein (Pcp1)
Exons: 3
Coding region: 1-3675 (1224 amino acids)
Cellular component (GO): microtubule organizing center
Source: RefSeq, a predicted model, not a curated record
AUGGCGUUCCCCUAUAUCGACACGCCGCGUACCGAGAUUGACGGGAACGCGACUUAUCUCACCAACGGCUUUCGCAGCGUCGGGCGAACACACCUAUCGGCUCUGGAUUCAGUGGAAAAUUCCUUUCAUACCCCGUCCAAGGAUAAUGAUGUGAUCAAGGGCUUCGAUAAUGGCAGGAGACGCGUCUCAAACAGCAACAAACUUGCCACCCCGCGUGCCAACAACCCCAAGUCGACAAGAAGCGCGUUAAGACACCUUCCUGCAGCUGGACCAGCCAAGGGAGAGUUUACACCUUUGAUGAAAAGCGCGACAAAGAACAAUUACCUCAAAAAUAUCUCCACCACUCGAGGGGCGGAUGGCCCGAAGACUCCGGGUUACAUGCGAGAAACCAGUCGCAUGGCACACACCCCCGGCCUGCCUGCCAUUGAUAUGUCUGAUAUAUACGAGGAGGAUAUGACAGCCGAUGAACCAACUCCACUUCCUCAAGCCGCUAGCAGCAGUGUGCAGAGUACUCCUCUUCCAGGGCUUGGUCGUGGCGGUGGAGGUAUCCUAGGUGAUGGGCAGAAUAUGACUUUGAAGGAGCAAGAAAGAAUCAUCGACAGGCUCGACAAAGACAACUGGAACCUCAAGCUUAAGAUCCACUACCUCGAAGAGCAACUAGAGAAAGCCGGCCCGGAAUACAACAGCACCGCCCUCAAGGAAAACACAGAGCUAAAAGUCUUGAAGUUGACGAUGCAGCGUGAUAUCUCUCGAUACAAGAAGAGUCUAUUAUCGGCAGAACGCGACCUGGUGGAUUACCAGCAGCAACUCACAGUGAUGAGAGAUAAAGCCCGACGAGGACAGACCGACGAGGAGGUACAACGAGAAAUGGACAUCAUGCGUGAGGAAGUCGAUAGUCGAGACAAGGAGAUCAGAGAACUACAAGAAGUAUUAAGACUGGUCAAGAACGAAAAAUCCGAAGAGGUAGACAAACUCCGAGAUGAAGUUGAGGACUUGGAGGCAACGGUCCGUGAAAAAGAUCGGGCUAUCGAGGAACGCGAUGAACAGCUGGAAGAGUUGAGAGAGAACGCCAACGAGAACGACGCUGGCACGGAAUUACAAAUCGAGCUUGACCGGGCCAAAGAGCAUCUCCAAGAACUUCAAGAUAACCUUGAGAAGGCUAAAAUGGAUAUCGAAGAGGCGGCAUACACCGCAAGACAGGCUGUGGACGAAAAAAAUCGCGCUGAAGAUGAUCUCCGGGAACUACAGGACGAGAUGUCGAAUAAGUCUUUUACAACAAAGGGGCUUAGUCGGCAGCUUGAAGAGAGAGCUGAACAGCUCGAGGUAGAUAUGCAUGAUCUACAGCAAGAAAAUGCAACCCUCAAGUCUGAACUUGAGAGCAAAUCUCGUUUUGUGGCUCAGCUGGAAGAGCGCUACCACACUGUUCAGCAAGACUUGAAGAGCAGCGCAGGAAAGCUUGGCGAGGACCUUGCAUCGGUCAGACGUGAACGGGACUCGGCGGUGAGAGAUCGUGAACAGGCAUCUCUGCGCCUACAAGAAGCCCUUGACGAAACCCAACGCCGAACGGAAGAGAAGGAGCUCUUGCAGACUCGACACCAGGCAUUGACUGAUGAGUCGGGAGGUCUCCAAGGUGAAUUGACUCGAGCGCAGUCUAGGAUUCGCGAACUUCAACAAGCAGUUGAAGAGGCCACCAACCGCGCACAAGAUAACCAGAAUAUUCGCUGGCAGCAUAAGGUGGAGCUGGAGCGACUUCAAGAUGAGAUCGAAGCCCUCCAGCAUGAAAUCGAGGAUAAAGAAGGCAACUUUGCCCUUGAGCAGGAUCGUUGGGAAAGUACCAAGCGCACAUUGCAGUCCCAGAAAGAGCGGGCAGAAGAGCAAGCAUUGGGCUACAAGAGGACGGCUGAGAGACUUCAGGCGGCGGAACACAGUCUUUCAGGGAAAGAGUACAAACUUCAGGAUGUCAUCGACAGUGAGAAGCAACGCCACACCCAGGAAGAAGCCGUGCUCAGUCGUCAAGUCAAAGAACUGGAUACCGAACUAGCACAGAAGAGACAGAUUAUCGACCAACAACGCAAUGACCUCCUUACUGUGCGGGAAGAGCUUCGCAUCUCCAGGCGCGAAGAGCAAUCGCUCAAGGAGAAGAUCCAGGCAUUGGAAGAUGAAGUUAUUGUUUUACAAUCUAGCCUAGCAGACGAGCAACAAUAUGCCAAGGGUCGAUCUCAAAAGGGUUUGGCCGACGUCCAACCCCAGCUGCAGAAAGCUAUUGCGGAUAGAGACACGCUACGUGAUCAGCUUGCCAAUGCUCAUGUUGAGUUACACGAUUUGCGGAUUUCUAUGGCCGAGAUGGAGGUUGAGCGAGACGAACUCCAGGCCCAGGUUGAACGUGCUCAGAAUAGCGAUGAAACAACCAGAUUUGACCGGGAGAAGCUGGAGCUCCGGAAGACUACCACUCGACUGGACAACGAAAUGAAACGACUUCGAGAGGAUAAAUCUGCUCUGCUGGAAGCUAAGGAAACCCUUGAGACUCAACUUAGAAAUGAGAUCGAGCGUGCUACUGAAGAGGAGGCUCGUCUUGGGGCCGAGAUUGAUCGUCUUAAUGAUAAGCUACUCGCUGGUUCUGGAAACCGGGACAGAGAAUUGACAACAGCCAAGACAAAGGUGCAACGAUUCGAACGACGAAUCCAAGAGUUGGAGAAACUUCUCACACAACAACCACAGGCUGAUCAGGAACAGUCAACCACGCAUGGUGACCUUUCCGUUCUUCGUCAUGGCCUGGAUGAAGCUCGAAGGCGUGAAAAGGUACUCUUGCAGCGCGAAUCAGAGUACAAAGCCUCCGCACGCACCUUGAAAUCACGAGCCUCAGACCUGGAAAGAGAGCUUCAUGAUGCCCUGAUGGGCAAAAUCGAAUCCCACUCCACACAGAAUUCGCCCUCCAACAAACUCAAUGAAGAGUUGCGUGGUUUACGUAAACAGCUCGCGGAUGCUCACCGGUCUCUCAAGGAGGUCAAGUCUAAAAACCGCGACCUGGAGCGUGCUGUGAUGAAAGAGGAGGAUCAAAGGGACCUCCAUGAGCUGCUCAAGUCAUCAACUAUAGAAGCAGAGGCCCUGGCCCUGAAGGUCUCCGAACGAGACUCCCGAUUAAAUGAGUUAAAGGCCCUAGUUCGCCGCAUCCGUGAAGAGCGAGCCUUCUGCGUACGCAAAGCUGAAACGGCAUUGAAAGACUUGCAGACAUUACAGCAACGCUACGACGAAGCUCUGGAAAAGAUGUCUCAAGGCAAAUUUACCAACAAAACCCGACAUGAGAAGGAGAUGCGUGGCCUAGGCAAGGAAAUUAUCUGGCUCCGUGCCCGUCUACAGCGCGAGGAGAAGUUCCGUCGUGACUUGGCCUGGAGUAAGGGUCUGAUGGAACUCGGUGAACGAGUUCGGGUAGCAUGCAACGAAGCCGACCUCCGCAUGAUCUCCCAAAUGGGUGUACAAGCCGGUGACCAGAAAUCAGCGCGUUCAUCCCGCGGCAAGUUCCGAUCUGCCAUCUCCCUUGUUAUCGCGACCGUUCGCAUGAAAAAGAUGGGCCAGGAGUGGAGGCGGACCAAGAAGCUAGGCGAAGGCUUGAAGCGGGCCAAGAGUGAGAUGCUUAAACGCCGCGAAAGCUCCAACAAGAGCUUGCUAGGCCAAUAG